AUGCGGCGCUCAAUUGCCUCCUGGGCGGCCCUGGGCCACCUCGUCUCCCUAUGCGGCGCCAUCAUGACCGCCUAUAACGGCCAGUACGCAGAAGACUGUCCCCGUCUUUGCAGCGACACUGGCCCAGAGCCUUCUAACUGGACCCAUAUCCACCAUCUGAGGGAGCUCAAGACGUGUCACCUACCCAUCAUCUUUGAUGUCAACGUCCAGUCUUCAGUCGACGACAACCAAACUGUCCUCACAAUCCGGGCCUGCGUGUCUACCGGCCAAGAGACGUACAACACAAAGUCUCUUCCUCCGCUACAAGACGAUGGCAGUCGAUUGGACCAUGGAAAUCUCACUGUAUCUAACAGCUGUGGAGGCAAGACAAUCAAGUUGCCUGUAACGCCUGAGGUUGACGGGAGAGUGGCUCACCCUGGCUCUGGCGCAAAACCCAACACAACAGACGUCUUAUUGGCAGCCCGCCAUCUCACUACUUUCUUGCAAAAGGGCUCCCAAUGCGGUACCACUAUCAUGUUUGCCAAAUCAUACUCUGCUGUGGUUGGCCUCUAUUCGGGAGCUGAAGUGGCUCAGAGCUCUGUCUCGACAAUGCUGUCAACUUUCCGUGACCAGGCACAACAUGGCGGCACUGGAUUGCAGGUCUGCGAAACUGAAAAGGCAGCCUUGGCCUUCGGUGUCUAUGCUGCAAGCUUCCCCGACCUUGGCGUCGCCCAAGCAGCGGUAAGGAGCUGGACAAACGGCUUAUGCCUCAACGGCUCAACUCCCUCCGUCGGCAUGGACAUGGAUGUCCUUGUCUCAGCCAUAAACACAAACACCACAGUCACUCCCCUUCAUAGCAACUCCACUCUGGGUGCCAAGGGGCCACGGAGCCUCCACGCGAGAGCAGACUGCAAGACUCAGCAGGUCAAGUCUGGUGACGGUUGUGCCGACCUGGCAACUCGCUGCGGCAUCUCCAGCGCCAACCUCACCAAGUUCAACCCGCAAGCAAACUUCUGCUCUACGCUCAAGCCCAACCAAUACUACUGCUGUACCGCUGGAACUCUGCCCGACAUGCGCCCCAAGCCGAAUCCCGAUGGCAGCUGCCACAGCUACAAGAUCGCCGCAGGGGACGGAUGCUUCUCCAUCGCAAGCUCCUUUGGCAUCACGCAGGCCAACAUUGAGGCUUUCAACAAGAAAACUUGGGGCUGGGCUGGCUGUGCGCAUCUCCAGGCCGGACAGCUCAUCUGCUUGAGCACAGGAGAUGCACCAAUGCCCGCAGCAGUCGCGGACACCACUUGCGGACCCCAAGUCCCAGGCACGAAGAAGCCAACUGACGGCACUGCUCUGGCGGACUUGAACCCAUGCCCCCUCAACGCAUGCUGCAACGUCUGGGGUUUCUGCGGAACAACAGAAGACUUCUGCGUCCCCUCUCCAGCAGACACUGGAGCCCCGGGAACAGCCAAGCCAGGCACCAACGGCUGCAUCUCCCACUGCGGCUCAGAUGUCGUCAACAAUGAGCAAGCUCCAGACUCAUUCAAGAGAAUAGGCUACUACGAAGCUUUCAGCUACGACCGCGAUUGCCUGGCAAUGCACCCCAAAAGCAUCCCCAAAGAGACAUACACUCACGUGCACUUUGCUUUUGCGACGGUCACGGACAAGUUUGACGUCGACAUUUCUGGCUAUGACAUUGAAUUUAAUGCAUUCAAACAAGGCGACUUUAAGAAGGUACUUUCUUUUGGAGGAUGGGACUUUUCGACGGGUUCGGAUACGUUCCAGAGGUUCCGGCAGGCGACUACAUCUGCCAACAGAGGGACAUUUGUCAAUAACCUGGUUAGCUUUAUGAAAAGGGAAAACAUUGAUGGCUUUGACUUUGACUGGGAAUAUCCAGGGGCACCCGAUAUCCCAGAUGUCCCGCCUGGCAGCGAUGAUGAAGGCAACAACUAUCUCAAUUUCCUGUCACUUCUCAAGUCCAGGCUCCCAAAGGGCAAGAGUAUCUCCAUUGCUAUUCCCGCAUCGUUUUGGUACUUGCAGUCAUAUCCUGUGAAGGACAUGGCCAAAUAUGUCGACUAUUUCAUCUACAUGACAUAUGACUUGCACGGUCAAUGGGAUGUGGAAAACAAAUGGGCCAUUCCCAGCUGCGAAGGCGGCAACUGUCUUCGCUCCCACGUCAACAAGACCGAAACCUACAACGCCCUCUCCAUGCUCACCAAGGCUGGUGUCAAGUCCACCAAGAUUGUCGUUGGCGUAACCAGCUACGGCAGAAGCUUCCGCAUGGCGGACCAGAAGUGCUCAGGGCCAAUGUGUACGUUUCUCGGCGGAAAAUUGGAUUCAAAGGCGUACAAGGGACGUUGCACUGGCACGGCCGGAUACAUCUCCAAUGCCGAAAUUGCCGAGAUCAUCGACAACCACGGCAAUUAUUCUAUUGUGAAUAACUAUAUAGAUGGGGAUUCCGCUUCUUACAUCCUCGAAUAUGGCAAUAACGGGGCCGUCGACUGGGUCGCCUACAUGGACGGAGGCCUCAAAUCAGAGCGCAUCAAAUGGAUCCAACUGCUCAAUUUCGCCGGCUCUUCAGACUGGGCCAUUGACCUCGAAACCUUUGCGACUGAGGACACGGGCAAAGAUACUGAUGCGAGCGGACAGCCACUUUACGACGACGAGGACGAGGACGGCGACGGUGAGGGUUAUGGCUGUUUCGAGGAGGACAACCCCGGGACUCUCGAGGGCAUUGCCGACGUCAUCGACAAUUUCAACGAGCGGUGCCUUAGCUACUUCACUCUGGAGACACUCUACGGCAUGCUCGUCGAUAGCCUGUCCCUCUUCGACGAGAAUUCGCACGACUACGAUGACAAGUUCAGGUACUACGAGGAAUGGGUCAAGGAGCUCGUCGACCCCAAGCUGGACGACUAUAUGCGCUUCGGCGACGGGCCCGGCAACCAGUUCUUCACCUGCCACUGGGAGGCCGGCAGCAGAAGCGGCACCGACCCCUGCACCGGCGUGCCGCACUUUUGGGAGCUGGAGCAGACGUUCAGCGUCGAGUACGAGCUGACGGACGAGGAAGGCUUCUACGACGACGUGGCCGCGACUCUGGGCAUCGACAAGGAAUGGAUUGCCUGGGGUGAAAGGGGCAAAAACUACGACUGCGCCGCCGAGGCCGAGGACAUGCCACGGCGGCCGUACGGAAACGGAAACAUGCCCGUCUGCCGCCGCAUCUACCGGCGGCGGCUUAACGUGCCGGUCAAGGCCUCGGACGACGACAUCGUGGUGGCCAACCCGAAGGAGAUGAUUGAGAACGCCUGGACAAACAUCACCACACUGCAGGAGACGCUCUGGGCGACCUUUGCCGAGGUGGCCAUCGACAUCUUCAAGGACGCCACCGUGCAGGUCCCGGAGCUCGACGCCGUCGUCGCGUUCGCCAUGCCCGUGCUGCAGCUGGCCGAGUCCAUCGACAGCAUGAAGGACAUCAAGGACAUUGGCGAGCGCGUCAUGGAAGAGAAGAAGCGCGAGCUCAUCUUCAAGAUCCUCACCUUUGUCUUCAUGGCGCUCCCCUUUGUCGGCGAAGCCCUGGGCCCCCUGGUCGGCAGCGCGACGGCACUGGCCCGCAUAGCGCUGCUCGUCAGCGAAGCCGGAAACACGGCCGUCACCAUCGCCGACAUCAUCAAGGACCCGGCGUCCGCGCCCUUUGCCAUGCUGGGGCUCAUUGUGGGCGCGGCGGGCGGCGGCGGGAAGCUGUCCAAGACGGAGAGCUUGGGGGAGGCGUCCAAGGCGCGGGGGCUGAUGAAGGCGGCUGACUUGGCCAAGUUUCCGCAGAGGUUUCGCGAUAGGGAUGCUUUGGUGCAGAAGAUUUCGAAGAAGUCGGUGUGUGGUGUUAUUUAG
Messenger RNA from Trichoderma citrinoviride, 3852 nucleotides. RefSeq names its product glycoside hydrolase family 18 protein. Gene Ontology annotation, biological process: carbohydrate metabolic process. Gene Ontology annotation, molecular function: chitin binding; hydrolase activity, hydrolyzing O-glycosyl compounds. The record is from RefSeq and is a predicted model, not a curated record. The transcript is spliced from 4 exons. Lineage: Eukaryota; Fungi; Ascomycota; Sordariomycetes; Hypocreales; Hypocreaceae. The coding region runs from base 1 to 3852 and encodes 1283 amino acids.